CGAAAUUUAAGAUACCUAUUUCGUUCAGUGAUGAGUUUAUUUCAUAACAAUAACAUUAUACACGAGGAGAGUCAGUGAAGGUUUUAGUUGUUGACGAUACGAAAAUAAGUGUAAAGAAAUCCUUAAACAUACAGAAAUAUGGAGAACAUCUCUAUGCAAGAAAUAAAACAACUUAUCCGGUCUAUAGCGAUAUCCGGUGCUGCUAAUGGAUUGACCGUUAGAGCGUUGGCUAGUGAUUUUAAAAAGAUGGAGGGUUUUGAUCUCCCAUACGCACGAUUUGGAUUUCCGUCUGUUGAUUCAUUUUUGCAAUCUUUAACAGACACUGUGAUGGUUAAUGGCAAUGGACCUAUGGCUAUGGUGGAACCAAUUGUUACCCAAAGUAAUAAACACAUACGAGAUUUUGUACAAGGCGGGAAAAAUAACUCAAAACGACGACCUAGGCAAAGCUUGCCAACUUAUCGACCUCGCGCUAGUUACAAUAAUAAUGGCUUCGAAAAAAACAAUCGUACUUCGUACUCAAACAAAACAUAUGAAAACCAAGUUCAAGGACCUCGAAAAAUAUACAACAGAGAGUUUGACUUUUGUGAUACAGUCAACGAUGUUGCUAAUUCGGACAGUUCUGAUGGUGCUCCAGUGUUCACUAUGUCGCAAGAUAAAAAACUUGAACAAAUCGAAAAUACAGUUGAACGUCGCAAAACAUCAACAGAUAAGCGACGAUGUGACGACGCUAUACCCGAUGGAGAAGGAUUAUUGUUGAUCAAUGCUUUAGAAGUUCCCAAAGAUGCAAUGAGUUUAGGAGACGCAAUUGAAGACGCAAAACUCCCAGAUACAGUUGCACCUAAACAGUCAUUGCAAAUCUUCGUUACAGAAGUUCACAAUCCUAACCGCUUUUGGUAUCAUAUGGGCGAUAGUGCCGAGAAAAUUGACGAGUUGAUGAACGAAAUUGAAGCAUUUUAUUCGCAUCUUGGCCAUGAUGAAUGGCGUGUUCGACCCUCGAAUGUUGUCGUUGGUUUCUACUGUGUGGCCAAGUUCCUCGGACUCUGGCACCGUGCCAAGAUUGUGAGUGAAUACACACACAACCGCGUCAAAGUUUUCUACAUUGAUUAUGGUACAGUGGCUGAGUUGGAACUGAAGGAUGUGAAAUUUAUGGCAAAAUGUUUCUCUUCACUUCCGGCUCAGGCUAUGCGUGCUUCGUUGGCCUACAUCAAACCCGUGAAUCAUAGGUGGACACGCGAUGCUGCCUGGUCCUUACUUUCAUUAGUGUACGAAAAGAUAUUGUAUGCAUACAUAAUAGAUGUCGAUAGUAAGCAAAAUUCAGUGGAUGUGGUUCUAUUAGACACAUCUAGUCCGCAGGAUGUUGUCAUAAAUCAACAAUUGUUUGUGAAAGGACAUGCCAUCUGGGAGGAUAACAUGCACUAUAAAGACAAGAGCACAGAAGACUUUCGUAAUCGCAUAAAAUCGUAUUCGGAGCUUUAUCCGCGUUUCACGGAUAUAGAAAAUGGAAUAUACCCUACACUGCUAGAGAUCGGAGGAUACCAAUCGGAAGGUUUCGAUUUUGACCAUCAUUAUACACAAUCGCUACGCAGCAAUUCUGAAUACAUGCGGAACAUUUUGUCGAAAACUUUUACAAUUUCACCGCGAUUCAUGGUACAUCAAAAUACGAAAAACAAUCCUUUCAGUACAAUCUCUAGUGAAACUAUCAAACAAAAACAGUAUGUUCAGGAAACAGAUAUCCAACAAUAUCAUAUGUUAGAACAAAUGUCAUUUGAUUGCGGAGAUUUAGGUUUGUUUGAUACAGACGCGGAACAGGAAAAAAAUCCAGGAAACAGGAUGACUAAAAAACAGGUCAGAUUUGUGGAUUCUGAUGUACAACCAAGUGAAGCUAAAUCUGAGGAAGAUGAGAUAAAAGGCGAUGUAGAUGAUGCUUCAUCAAAUGCAUAUUCGAUUCAGAACGAUUUUCAUAACUCUUACGUUAAUUCUGUGAGACCUGUGACUAUUUGUUGAUUUGACCGACUGCUUGCAGUAUAGUGAUUUUAUUUGAUGUUUUGUUAUGUUACUGGU
Malaya genurostris is the source of this 2061-nucleotide messenger RNA. Its product is annotated as tudor domain-containing protein 5. The record is from RefSeq and is a predicted model, not a curated record. Lineage: Eukaryota; Metazoa; Arthropoda; Insecta; Diptera; Culicidae. Bases 139 to 2004 code for a protein of 621 amino acids. Gene Ontology annotation, biological process: spermatogenesis. The transcript is spliced from 6 exons.